AUGUCGCAGACACAGAAACAGGUGAGGCAAGCGCAGUUCAAGUUGGUGCUUUUGGGAGAGUCGGCAGUAGGCAAGUCGUCGAUAGUGCAAAGGUUUGUGAAGAACUCGUUCGACGAGUUCAGAGAAUCGACUAUCGGGGCUGCCUUUCUAACACAAUCGAUAAAGUUGACGGGUGAUGAUUUGGGGGAAUCAUUGGCACCAGCAGAGGAGGGUUUUGACGACGGCUUGAUAGUGAAGUUUGAGAUCUGGGACACCGCGGGCCAGGAGAGGUAUAGAUCCUUGGCCUCGAUGUACUACAGAAAUGCGCAAGCCGCCGUGGUGGUAUACGAUAUCACGCAAAGCGAAUCUCUGGAAAAGGCCAAGUACUGGAUCAAAGAGUUGCAGAAGCAGGCCAGCAGCAGCAUUCUGAUAACAUUGGUUGGUAACAAGCUGGAUUUGAAGGAGGAGAGACAGGUGUCCGAAGAGUCGGCACGGUCGUUUGCUAAUGAAUUAGGGUUACUGUAUUUCGAGGUCAGUGCCAAAUCGGGGGAGAACGUUCAGGAGUUGUUCAAGCAGAUUGCGUUGAAAAUGCCCUUCAAGGCGCAGGUGUCGAAGGGCCAUGGGGCAGGUAAAAACAAACAAAGCGUCGCUGUUGAUCUAUCGCAAAGAUCAACCACCAACGAUCAGGACUGCGCAUGCUAA
Messenger RNA from Pichia membranifaciens NRRL Y-2026, 681 nucleotides. RefSeq lists its product as hypothetical. The record is from RefSeq and is a predicted model, not a curated record. Lineage: Eukaryota; Fungi; Ascomycota; Pichiomycetes; Pichiales; Pichiaceae. Gene Ontology annotation, molecular function: GTPase activity; GTP binding. The coding region runs from base 1 to 681 and encodes 226 amino acids. The transcript has a single exon.